AUGGCCAUCCGACCACUCUCUCGUUCACUCGGCCAUUCUCCAAUCUUCAACCAACGACAGAUUAUCAACCUACCCCCGAUCCAUCACCAUCACUUCAUACAUCUGACGACUACCAGGCCAGAGCAGGUACCACCAGUCCCAGCCAAGCCUCCCGUCUCCAAACCGAAUAAGGCACGUCUUACUCCCACCCGGAAGCUGAUCGGAGCGGCGAAUCGGAAAAUCUUGGACGAUGAUCUGGUGGCCUUACUAAUCGCUCUGGGGCAUUCAUGGCCGAUCCCUCAUCCGCUUUCAUCAACGACCUUGGAGGAUGGUCGUCCAGCACCGAUUCUCAAUGGAUCCGACUUCGACAAGCUCCGCUCGACAAACGCAAAACUGCUCAGCAAGCUAUCCCCACGCUCACUAGCGCUCUUCCUCCGUUACAUCCUCGCCGCAAGGUUCGACUCGUUUACCUUGAAAUUGAUUGAGGACUUGAAUCGGCCUACUUCAGCCUUCAAAAUCCAACAGCGAAUCACAAUCUUCCAGGUCCUCAUCGGUCUCUCUCGAACCAAACGACAAUGGCUCACGACGGAGGACAAGCAAUUGAUAUUUGUUUCCGACGCUGCAAUCUCAAACUACUUUGGACGACUUCUCCAGCUCAUCAAGUCGCCCGAUCUCCACGGCCUUGGGCCUGAAGACCUUCGUUGUGUGAUGCGUGCCCUGAGACGGUCAUCCAACCCUCUUUUUUGGGAUCCCAAGUUGAUGCGACAGAUCUGGCAAGAGAUCAUCAAGACCGAAUCCAACGAUAACCGACGCCAGACCAACGCCCGGCUUGGGGUCCGCUCAGUCCUCCACUGGAUUAGCAACUACAGUCCAUCUCAACAGGGUCCCAGCGCCUCUCAACUUUCACCUGCGAUGUGGUCGUUAUGCCUGCAAGUAUGGUCUCAGCUACUAGAAUGGGGAGAAAUCACAUCCGAGGACCUCAAUCCUUCAGAAAGCGAUCAGACCAAUGUUCUCUCUCCUGCCGAUCAAGCCAUUCUGACCAUGCUCUCGCCCAUCAUCCGUUCGGCCUCACGUCGCUAUACCGCUGAGCCCUUGAACAGGGACAAUGCCAAGCUCUUCAAGAACGCCUGUGAAGCCCUCCAACUUCUCAUGAGCCGCUCCUCCUCAACGGUCACCUCGAGCACGGUCGAGAAGCUGGUACCACAACUGACAAAUGCCUUCCUACACGCCGUCCAUCUCGACCAUCGAGCACCCGCGCCGGAGAUAGCCUCGAUUCUCACCCAGUAUCCCGGUCUCGACACCGUCAGUGAUCGGUGGUCACGCGAGGGAAUUUCGGAGGAAGAUUAUCGACUGUAUAGGCAGACGCUAGAGACAAUACAUAGACUGGGUCGGGCCAAUUUGCUGGUGAGCUUCUGGCUGGACUUGUUGCCGAUGAUCAAUGUUGGCCGGGCUGGAUGGCCGCUGGACAGACUCUUGUCGGCACUCUCCGAGCUUGCGAAUCCGCUCGUCCGGGCGGUCUCGGGCAAGCCACUCAAUGGGUUCAGGUUCGCCCGGCUGGUCUUGCGGAUCGUUAAAGCGCUCGAGUCCGAGAGCGACCCUCGGCUAGUUCCGAGCCGACGACAGGCCUUCCGCAUGCUCAUCGAGCGGCCCGAUCUACACACGUUUGACUGGCUCUCGCGCGAGGAGCGCCAGUUCGACCGGGACGGCAACGAGCUCGACUGUGUUCCUGAGGCCCCCUCAAGCCUACUCGCCGAGAACAUUGAGACCCUCUUCGGGCUUUGGCAGUCCUCCUGGGCGCUCACAAAGCGUCUGACGAGCGAGACCGAGGGCGAACCGGUGCUGUUGCCAACCUUGAUGGGCGUGACGAGGCUAGUGCAGACGAUCAGGACGGAGCGGACUGUGUUCUUACUGAAGAUGGUCAUCAGCAGAUUCGUGGCCGACCGAACCCCGCCGCUGACGGUGGAAGAGGCGCGGUCGAAGUAUCUCUACAACCCUCAGGCCCGACUGACCGACAUCGAGCGGACCCGACUGAUCGAAGCACAUCUGAGUGUGGGUGGCGAGCUCAGUCGGAGAUUUAUCAUCGACCUCUUCACCUCCUUCCUCCAUCAUCGCAUCGUUCCCUCCGUCGAAGAUCUCAAACUCCUUCACGCUUUCCUCAUCCAAAUCGAGCCUGCAAAAGCUACACAGUUUUGGAAAGAUCACGCCGCUUCUGUGAACGGCUUACCCUGGUCUCUCUACGAUCAUUCUAAAGCGUACCCCGUCGCUUGGGAUCCCUCUCGGAUCGAAAUCGCUAAAGAAAUCUUCAUUAAUAGAUCUCUUAAUCCUCCCUCUAACAAUCAUUCAGAAAAUAAAGAUGCAAGUGGUGCAGAGGGUGUUGAUCAUCAUCCUUAA
This is a messenger RNA of Puccinia graminis f. sp. tritici CRL 75-36-700-3, 2370 nucleotides long. RefSeq lists its product as uncharacterized. The record is from RefSeq and is a predicted model, not a curated record. NCBI's taxonomy places the organism in Eukaryota, Fungi, Basidiomycota, Pucciniomycetes, Pucciniales, Pucciniaceae. The transcript has 2 exons. Bases 1 to 2370 code for a protein of 789 amino acids.